UUUGUGUAGUGUUAGUUUGUGUAGUGUUAGUUUGUGUAGUGUUAGUUUGUGUAGCUCACAGUUUGUGUAGUGUUAGUUUGUGUAGCUUACAGUUUGUGUAGCUCAAUUUUUGUGGUGUUAGUUUGUGUAGCUAACUGUUUGUGUAGCUCACAGUCAGUUUGUGUGGUGUUAGUUUGUGUAGCUUACAGUCUGUGUAGCUGUGAGUUUGUGUAGCUAAAAGUCUGUUUGUGUAGCUCAGUCUUUGUCUAGCUGUUAGUUUGUGUAGUUCACAGUUUGUGUAGCUGUUAAUUUGUGUGGUGUUAGUUUGUGUAGCUAACUGUUUGUGUAGCUAACUGUUUGUGUAGCUAACUGUUUGUGUAGCUAACUGUUUGUGUAGCUAACUGUUUGUGUAGCUAACUGUUUGUGCAGCUGACAGUCUGUUUGUGCAGCUCAGUCUUUGUGUAGCUCAGUCUUUGUGUAGCUCAGUCUUUGUGUAGCUCAGUCUUUGUGUAGCUCAGUCUUUGUGUAGCUCAGUCUUUGUGUAGCUGACAGUUAGUUUGUGUAACUCACACGUCUCUAUGAUGCGUUCAGGAGCUGUUGGAUUUCUGGUGAAACUCCAACCUAGACGUUAUACAGCAGUUACUAAGACGCGUGUAUGAUCUCUGUAAAGCACGUAAACUACAGAAACGUGUUAUUGUUGUUUAUACACGUUUUAUAUCGUGUGAUUAACUUUGUGUAACCUUUGGAGCUGAAUGUAAAUGACAGUAAAACUACGUUAGUUAGUUCAGUGUUAACUAAUAAAUGCAUCUGGAAAAAAAUUACAGUGUGAAGUGACGGAAUUGAGGGAGCUCGUGAAGGCUGCAUUAGUGUGGCACGCGCACCGCCGUGUCCGUGAUCAUGGGAACAUAAACGGGGCUUUAAAUCACUGCAGCGCGGAAAUCUCGCUCUCUACACAACCGAACACGAGCAGAAAUGUCAGCCAGCGGCUUCACGGAUUUGCGCGACAAGCUGAAGUCGAUGACGCCUCACAGGGAGAACCACAAGAUCACGAAGGUUCCCGAACACGGCGGUGUUAAGAAGCGCGAGCGCCGCGACUCCGGGGACGCGCGCGAGCAGGAGGAGGAGGAGGAGGCGCGCGCAGCGGAGGUGAUCAAAGUGAAGAGCGGCAUCACGCAGGCACGUGUCUUUACCCCUGAGGAAUGCGCUCGCAUUGAGGCGAACAUCGACGACGUGGUGGCUAAAGGGGACCGCGGGCUGUACCGGGAGCACACGGUGGACCGCGCGCCGCUGCGGAACAAGUACUUCUUCGGUGAGGGUUACACGUACGGAGCGCAGCUGGAGAAGCGCGGCCCGGGGCAGGAGCGGCUCUACUCUAAAGGCGAGGUGGACGACAUCCCGUCCUGGGUGAACGAGCUGGUCAUCGAGCCCCUGGUGGCUCGGGGCAUCAUCCCGGUGGGCUUCGUGAACAGCGCCGUGAUUAACGACUACCGACCGGGCGGCUGCAUCGUGUCCCACGUGGAUCCCAUCCACAUCUUCGAGCGUCCCAUCGUGUCCGUGUCGUUCUUCAGUGACAGCGCGCUCUGCUUCGGCUGUAAGUUCCAGUUCAAACCGAUCCGCGUGUCCGAGCCGGUGCUGUGUCUCCCGGUGCGGCGCGGCAGCGUCACGUUACUCAGUGGCUACGCUGCAGAUGACAUCACACACUGUAUCCGGCCUCAGGACAUCAAGCAGCGAAGAGCAGUCAUCAUCCUCAGGAAGACGAGACCAGAUGCCCCUCGUCUGGACACGACGUCUCUCAGCCCUUUCUCCAGUCCCACUUCAGAGCGACGACACGUGCUGAAAGCAAAGCGCUCACACCGCAAAGCAGACCCAGAUGCUGCACACAGGCCUCGUAUAUUAGAGAUGGAUAAAGAACAGCAGAGGCGUUCGCUCCUCCUCCAGCCGAGUCGUCACGGUGACGACGACGAUGACGGCGCCUCAGAGAACUCGUGGAGAAGAGUGGUGAACACGUCAUCACACUCGUCCCACACUGAACACACUUCAUCUCGCCGAGUGAAGAUGAGACGCCACUGAAGACCUCUGACCUUUAACUAUUGACUGUUAGACACGUCGUAAACAUCAGUGUGUAGUAUGGGACAGGCUCCGGGAGGACAGCACGGCGUUACCGCUGGUGUGUUUUAUUUAUAUGCUUUUGUAAGAAGGGGUGUGUGAGUAGUGCGAGAUUUUAGUUUUUGACCUCGUUAUCCACUUGUUAUAGCAGCAGAAUAAAAACAAAACUCUGCAGUAACACAAUCAAAACAAUUUGUUUUGUUUAAAGGUUUAAAUAUGAUCUGCUUUAUGCUGUUAAUUCAUUUCCAGCACCUUUUAAUACAAACUUUGGAAGCAGCGUCUCCUCAGUAUUAUCUACCUGCGAAGGAACUGUCCGUGUCCGAAGACGUGAGUCAGUUCACGAGCCGUCGUGUGCGUGCGUGUGCAGAGUGAUUGACAGGGAUGCGUCGAUACCGUUGUCAUCUAUGACUCAUUGCGUUCUUAAUUCUACAGAAUUGUGUCGUAGGUCAAACACUACGAUGUCGUCUUACUGAACAAGUUACCUGAUAACUGUACGGUGUUUAAACAGAGCAACGUCAGUGAGCCACGUGAGUCGUGUGCAACUGUCACACUUCAUCAUCGUGAUCACUUUGGUCAGUUCAUGACAUUCAUUUUAAAUGAUAACGUGUACCAAAGAAACACAUGGUCUACAUGGAAAAGGUACCGACGCAUUACCUGGUUAGACGAGCAGUGCAGAAGUGAUGCACGGAAAUGUGUGAUGCGUACAGAUAUGUGCAAAAAUAAUCGGUUAAGUAUGAUAUCAUGAGGCAGUGUUUCUAUAUUGUGCUGUUCUCAUUGCUUUAUUUUGUUUUGUUUUGACGGAACAGAGGAAGGACUUUAUUUAGGACUCUGUGGGGUUUCAGAGCUCCCGCUACUGGGUGACUUUUGGCAGUAUAAUGAAAUGCCACAUGUUUAUAGGAAAGAAUUAGACACUUAUGAAUUUCAAGUCAGUAUUCUGCUAGAGCUGAAAGAUCAUUUAAGUAUUUCAUUUGUUCUGUUGUUGGAAAAAAAAAUCCCUUCAGGGUGAGCUGUAAAGUUACGCAGGACAUGAGUUUGAGUUAAAUUGAGUUGAAUUUCUCCCUGUGUGUAAAAAAAAAUAAAAUAAAAAAAUCUAUUUUGACAAUGACAUGAAAAGCUUGUCGUGUGGCUCACUUUAAUGAGAUGGGUAUUUUUGCAGCAAAAAUGUACAGACCUGAAACGAAAUAAAAUAUGAUUUAAAAAAAAA
Tachysurus fulvidraco (yellow catfish) is the source of this 3289-nucleotide messenger RNA. RefSeq names its product alkB homolog 5, RNA demethylase (gene alkbh5). The coding region runs from base 952 to 2049 and encodes 365 amino acids. Gene Ontology annotation, biological process: mRNA processing; mRNA export from nucleus. Lineage: Eukaryota; Metazoa; Chordata; Actinopteri; Siluriformes; Bagridae. Gene Ontology annotation, molecular function: oxidative RNA demethylase activity. Gene Ontology annotation, cellular component: nucleus. The record is from RefSeq and is a predicted model, not a curated record. The transcript is spliced from 4 exons.